AUGCACGCGCGACAAUCUGUCCCUGGCGGCGGCAUGCCAGACAAAGAAAACACGCAUCCAGCUGAACGUGUGCACAAGAAGCGCGCGGCUAGCAUGGGUGGUGCAGAAUAUGCCGCGAAACUAGGUAUCAGUCCCGAGCGCCGUGCUGCGGUGCGCCAGCCGCGCAAGUCGGCGAUCCGCGCGACUCCACAAGUAUUUGAAAGUCCCACGGGCCUCGGCCCGAACCCAGAGCACGCUCAUAUUCGUCCAUCCGCUGCGGCGGAUAUGGCAGUGUACGUGGCGGAGACGGCGCGUGCUGGUCUGCAAGGUAUGCCGGCGCUGGACGAGCGGCUCUUGUCUCCAGGCCUGCCGAAUCCGUUUGCGAGUGUAUACCGUGAAUCGCCUACGAAGCUGCAGGAGUCGCCCAGUAAAUCUACCGGCUCGACACAGGCACUCGGGACGCCCAGUGCGCACACCAUAGCUAUCCCUCCCACGCUCCCCGCCCUCGACAUGGACGAUGCAAGAGGAAGGCGCCGUGUGACGUUUAGUGCGCGCCAGAAAAAAACCGAUUUCGAGCAAGACGAGCCGACAAUGAGCAUACGUCCUGCUCAAGACGUGCACGAUGAUUCGCAGUCCAGUGUGGACAUGAGCGGCACGACCGAGGUAUCGAUGGACAUCUCAGCAGACGUCUUUGAUGCCAGCACCUCGCUGGGAGAUACGAUGGACCUUACAGAGGCCUGGACGCCGCACGCAGAUGAGAGCGGAGCAAUGUCCAUGGACGACCAGAGCACGAUGGAAUUCACCCAAGCGCACGGCCGCAUUGUCCGCGCGCAGGAGGCAAAUACCAGUGCAUCUAUGGACGAGUCCACGAUGGAAAUGACGGCGGUAUGGGGCGAGUAUGCGCGCGAGGCAACGCAGGCGCGCGAGUCACAGUCGCCCGAGCGUUCGCCGGACCGGCGCAAGACGAUGCUGCUGCUUCCAAAGGACGCCACGCCACGCCCCGCAGCGACUCCUGCGACACCUACGCGGCUCAGGCAGUCUUUGCGUGCCGGCGUCGCCUCGCCGCAGUACACGCACUCGCCCGCCCGUCGCGCUGCGCCGCACACGCCGCCCGUAGCCUCGCGCUCGCAGCCUGCAUCGGCCACUCGCUCGGCAUCGCCGCAUUUUGCUGCACGCGCGCGUGCAUCGAUGGGCGCAUCUGCCGAUCCUAUGGCGUGGCCGCGCUCGCCAUUUAUCCACAACCUGCUCAAGCAGCGCGGCCGUCGUUCCUCGCCCAUGCGUGCAGACGUGUCGCUGGACGAGGCGGCCGUGAGCGACACAUCCUUUCAUAUGCACCUCGCCGACUUUUUGGCCGUGAUCGACCUUAAAUUCCACGAAGAUAUGCAAGCGUCGCGCUCGAGGCCCGCGCGCAGCGCCGAGCGCGCCCAAGGCACUUCGGUCUUGGAGCAAGUGCGCCUUGCGAGCGGUGCGGCGCCCAUGCUACGCACGCUGCAGAACGCGUGUACCGAGCUGAAGCAGCACGUUGAAGACGGCCGUCUGCGCCUUGAAAGCAUGGAAGAAGAUUUCUACACGCACCCCCCCGCAUUUGUGCAGGAAUGGGGGCAGUUGGAAGACGAAGAUAUGCGGCGGAGCAUGAAAGGCCAGUUGAAUGUACAUAAACAGGCUGCACGCGCCGCUGCAAUGCAUGACUACUACGGCUGGCGCACCGAUAUGCAGUUUGACGAGGAGCUCACGGCGAUGCUUUCGCGCCACCGCGACAUACUGGAGCACGAUGCCGAGACUGUGCAUGCAAAGCGCGCGCGUCUGGAAGCAGAGCUUUUGCCUGCGUUGCGUGCAUCACACGCCGCGCUCGCGCAAAAGGUGCAAGAUGCGCGUGCAAAGCAGCAGGCCAUUGCAGCGUGCGAUCCGGACGAGCUUCGCCAACUACACGCCUCCAUCGAGGAGCAGCAGCAGGUGCUGCAGACGAUGCAGGCAAAACGCACCGAGGCCGCCGAGCAGCUCGCACGUGCACGCGCACGCCUCGACGAAACGGCCAGCAAGCGCGAGCAGACACUGGAAGCGAUUCAAGACGCGCGCGCGAUCAGUGAUCAGAUCCAGGGGUGUUCGCCAGCCGAAGCGGCGCGGCUGGAGCGGCGCAUCGCGCAUGUCGAAACGCUCAUGCAGUGGCAGCUGACCCACCGUACCUCGACACUGCUCCAGCUCACGCAUGCCAAGUCCUUGGCCGUGACCAUCGAGCUCGGCGGACGUCGCGCAUUUGUGAAGCGCGUCGCGGUUUCGCCCAUCCUUCCUGUAGAGGCCUCGCCGAUGCACGUUGCAGCGCUCGCCAUGCUUCGUGUGCAUCUCAAGGAACAUGCGCCGCAAGAGACGCCCGCAGUGCUGCGUAUGGUCACACGGUUGUGGCUAGCAUAUCGGCGCACGCGAGCCGAAGUGGAUCGGCUGCGCACGCAUGUGCCUGUAACGUGCCAGCGAAGUAAUCGGCGGCCAGAGACUGCGCUGGAGAUGACUGCUAUUGUAUUCCUCCCACACCAAGAGGCCAAGGCGCGCGUCACGAUCGAGAUCGACUUUGAUGCGCCGGUGCCGGUGCUUGCAGAGAGUGUGUGCGUGGAGCGCGUCUAUGGAAAUCUGGACACUGCCCAGCUAGCAGCAUCCAUCCGGCGCGAACUGUCUGUCAAGCCGCAAGAGGCCGGCGCACUGGCUCGCGCAUUUGUGCAUGCAUGCGCGCGUCAAUAA
Molecule: messenger RNA, 2709 nt
Organism: Malassezia vespertilionis
Lineage: Eukaryota; Fungi; Basidiomycota; Malasseziomycetes; Malasseziales; Malasseziaceae
Exons: 2
Coding region: 1-2709 (902 amino acids)
Biological process (GO): protein localization to kinetochore; mitotic spindle assembly checkpoint signaling; mitotic sister chromatid biorientation
Source: RefSeq, a predicted model, not a curated record